AUGGAAGCGACGUACGGCCACGAGCGCAUGGAGGCCUUCCGCGAGGAAGGGGACGACCCCAUGCACAUGAACCACUGCUUCCUCCUCGACGCAGGCCGACGCCCGCGCAUGCUCCUCGCCAUGUCCGGCGCCGACGGAGGUUCAAGCCGCUGCGUCGAAAUGGGUCUGGACGCGUCGCGAUGGGAGCGCUGCGCGGCCGUGACCUGCAUCUCGACGAUCGUACAUGGCUCCAUGGAGCUGGAGCUGCGAGGUCUGCUCGACGGGUCCGUGCAGCUCGCCCGCGUCGGCGACGGCGACGAGUGCACGGUGCUCCUUACGUACCCCAUUGCCAAGGACGACCCCAUUACGCAAGCGCAGAUGGCCGUGCGCGAUGGAACGCUCCUCGACAUAUUCGUACUUUUACGCAGCGGAAAGCUCAUCGCGGUCGAGGACGUCGACUUGAACGACCUCGCCGUGGACCCGCCGCCGGCCCUCCCAACGCUCUUCCAGAAGGUCCGACUGCGCAUGGCUGCCGUGGGCGCUCAGACGCAUGCGGAGCGCUCGUCCAUGAUGCAACUGGCGCGCAACCCCAACGGGUCCACGACGGUGUUUGUCGCCAACCACGGUCAGGCCGUCGUCUCUCGGUGGACUUCGGGACUCGUUCCGGCGCCCGGCGACCCCAACAAGGUUUCACACUCGUUCAUCCGCGAUAGCAGCGUGACAAUAGCGUCGACGACCGGGCCCGUUCUGCACCUGCACCUGAGCGACGACGCGCAGUUCCUCGUGGUCGUAUCGUCCUCUUGCAUCACAUGGUGGGACGCUGCGACGCUGACCUUCCUGCACGAGUUGCCCGUCGAGAACAUCGCCGCAGCCUGCGCGCUCUCUCCUUGGAGCCUCGCCGUCGCCUGCAAGACGAAUACGACGACCGUGACGGUUCAGGUCGUCUCGCUGCAGUACCGAGGGCCGUGGCGCUCGACUAGCGACGUGACAAGCUGCACGUCGAUCGCGUGUCCUGGCCGACGCAAGAGCGUGCUGGUCCCGUGCGGUCCGGACCUUCUCUUGAUCGGGAUGACGAGCGAAAAUGUCAUCGAAACAUACCGCGUCUUCCAGCAGCAGGCGCCGCUCGCACCCUUGGGCGUCUCGCCUCUCCAGCAACUCUGCGAUGCAAUGCAAGACCCGAACCACGCGGUGUCGACAGAGUCCUUUCAGCUCGCGAUCUGGACGCACGUGCAGGCGUCGCCAGACGCGAUUGCCGCCAUUUUGGAGCUCACGUUUCCGCGCAGCGAAGACAUGGACACGCUCUUCGAUGCACUUGAGAGCUGGGCGUACGACGAGCAAGACGGACUCGCCGACGCGGCGCUCCUCGCGCGCAUUGCGAGCGUCCAGUACAAGUGGACGACGUUCCAACUGCUCUGUGCGCCCGACGUUGCCCCGAUCGCACUCGACGCGUGGCUUUCGUUCCGGUCGGCGCCGCUCGACGACGUGCUGCGACUGCUCCUCACGCAGGGCGCCUUGUCGCGGCUCCAAGUGCUCUGGCGUCGCCACGUGAGCACCGAGUUGGUGCGCGCUUUCUCGCUCGAGCUCCUUCCGAGUGAUGUCUCGGCAAAAACGGUGCGGUCGUGGAUCCUCGACGACGUCCUCCCAGCAUUUGAGGAGUAUCGCGUGUCGCUGCACGACCUCACAACAGCGAUCGUGCAGCGCGCGACGGCCUUGGCGGACGACGGUGACGUCGACGAAGCGCGGGCGUGGACCGAGCUUCUGCGACCGCAGCGUAUCCCGAAAGACCGCCUUUGGCGGUACCCGCCCCGCCAUGGCGACGGCCAUCAGUCGCCACACGACGACCUCCGCGCGCUCGACGUGCAGCUCCAGCAGCUCGCCUACCUGGACGAGGUCCAUGGGUUUCAUCUCUCGCUUCGCGCCUUCCAGAUGGCCAGUAUGGCGGGGAUUGCCAUGAGCAUGCUGGACCGCGUCCUUGUGCCCGACCUCAUGGCGUCAGAGCUCGCUUGCCACGUGCAGCCGCUCCUCGCCUUGUGCGACACUGUCUCCCUCGACGACGUAUUGACCGAGUACAUUGCGGAGAAGGCGACGAGCAGCCAGCUAUUGCAAACGACCGAGGCGCACCGGUGCCGCGUGCUCAUCCCGCGCAUCGAGAGCGUCGAGAAGCGUGCGGCGGCAGCCUUGGCGUUUCUGCAGGCCGUCCGCGCGCCGUACGACGCCGAGAUUGUGGCUCUGGCGCACGACGCGGGGACGUGGCCGAGCCUGUGCCGCGUCGAGCUCCAAGCGCAGCUGCGCGUCAUGGAGCUCCAGGACAUGUGCGUCGCGUACGGUCUUCGUCCGUUCCUCGCCACGGACGCGCUGUUUGCGUCGCGCUUUUGCCGGUUCAUUUGCGGACAGAUUGACCGGCCGUCCGCACUCGACGACGCGCUGCAGCUCGCACGCGCCUUUCGGCACCUCCACGAGCACCGCAUCGUCGUGCAAUUUUCUCAGAACGUUCUUGCGUCGACGUGGUCGGACGAGCGGCAAGGCCGCCUUCUCGCGGCACUCAAGGCGCUCGCGACGCCGACGCGAUGGUCCGUGGCCGUCGAGGUCGUCCAGUUUGGGCUCUUGCGCCUUGAGACCUACGAGCGCAACGGCGAGAAGGAUGCGCUGGGACACGCGCUCAGCUACGUGCUCGGAUUCGUCUCGGCCGUCCUCACGCAGUACGACGCUGCGAAAGACGGCCCCCACGCGCUCUUGGAGCGGACGAUCACGCUACCCCUGCGCCGUGACCUGAUAAAAAUGGCGGCGCUCUUCAAGGAGUUUGGCAUCGCGCUCUCGCUGCGCACGUACCAGCGCGACGGCAGCCACACGGAGCUCCUCGAGUCGCAGCUGCAGCCAUGGGUCAAGUCCCUGACGCCGCCGGCGCCGUCGCUCAAGCGCAAACGCGUGACGCAGGUGGUGACGGUCGCGAAACCGCCUGCAGCGUCUGCGGAGGCGCUAGCGGCCGUGAACACGACUCAGCGCUUGAGCUCGCUCUUGGGCCAGACGCCCGACCAAUUUCGGUCCUUCCUCGCGCUGCUGGCCGCCAAGGCCGGCAACACGGACCAGGCGCUGCGGUUCGCGCGGCGGUCCCACCCCGUGCAGCUCAAAGACGUUGCGGUCGCACUGCUGCGCCAUCUGGUGGCGGCCAAUCGAACGGUGCAGCACGCGCCAAACAUCAACCUCGCCGUCGAAAUCUUGACGCUGGCCGUGCUGCAGAACCCUCGCGUCAUCACGGCGUGGCCGCUCCUCAAGCUCGCGUCGCUUCUCCAACACAUUUACAGCUUUACGGACGACCAGACGCGGCAGCGGGACGCUAUCUAUGAAGCGCUGCAAUCGUGGCGGGUAUACGACGAGUGGUACCGCGGGUCGUCGGUCGUCUUGGCGCCGAGUGUGGUCCCGCUCGCAGUGCAGUAUGUGAUGGCGCUCUGGACACACGACAGCGACGAAGAUCGGCUCGUGAUGGCCGCGACGCCGCUCCUCUCGCACCUCGUUGACGCGCAGGCACAUCCGCUGGCCAUCAAAGCGCUGCUCCACAUGCCGACGGUCCCGCAGGACGCACGCCCGGUGCUUGGUCGCCAGCUCGAUCACAUGCUCUCGGUCAUCAUGCAUGCGCCGCGCAUCGAUCGGGACUUGGCUCUCGGGUAG
Saprolegnia parasitica CBS 223.65 is the source of this 3645-nucleotide messenger RNA. RefSeq lists its product as hypothetical. Gene Ontology annotation, molecular function: small GTPase binding. Gene Ontology annotation, biological process: mitotic sister chromatid segregation; mitotic spindle assembly checkpoint signaling; protein localization to kinetochore involved in kinetochore assembly. Gene Ontology annotation, cellular component: RZZ complex; cytoplasm; kinetochore microtubule. NCBI's taxonomy places the organism in Eukaryota, Oomycota, Saprolegniomycetes, Saprolegniales, Saprolegniaceae. The record is from RefSeq and is a predicted model, not a curated record. The transcript has 10 exons. Bases 1 to 3645 code for a protein of 1214 amino acids.